AUGGUCAAAUUGUACGAUCGUUUUUCUGAAAAGAAUAUGGCAUGAGCCGUAACCUGGAAGGAACAGAAGUUUCACCUGUUAUAUGGGGUGAACUUUAUGACUUGGUCAGCCUAUUUUCGAAAUCAUUAAUGGCACCAUCGGAUUACCGAGCGAACAACGUUUUCAAUUUUCAGACAAAAAAUCGUACGGAAUUCAACCCAUGUAUGGCUUGCGUUCACACCUAUGCAGUUUGUGUUUGAUCCGUUUCUACAGUGCUUUUUGCACAUGCGUUUUUUGCCGUGUUUUUGAUGCGUUUUUUUUAUUUUUCAACUUGUUGCUGGGCCGAAUAAAAUCUAAAAAAAAAAAAACAUCAAAAACGCA
Staurois parvus is the source of this 360-nucleotide messenger RNA. The record is from the annotation of a GenBank genome assembly. NCBI's taxonomy places the organism in Eukaryota, Metazoa, Chordata, Amphibia, Anura, Ranidae.